Daphnia magna is the source of this 1653-nucleotide messenger RNA. RefSeq names its product mucin-2-like. Gene Ontology annotation, cellular component: extracellular region. Gene Ontology annotation, molecular function: chitin binding. The record is from RefSeq and is a predicted model, not a curated record. Lineage: Eukaryota; Metazoa; Arthropoda; Branchiopoda; Diplostraca; Daphniidae.
AGAAAUUCAUAAAGAGGAUAUGAAAGGAUUCUGGUAUCUCUCCCUUUAUUCUCCUGAUAAUGUUAAUCCAGGAUAGUUUCACAAUCACGAAAAAUAGGAACUCCAUUUGAUUGUUGUGGACGACUGAACGAUAAAGGAACAUACUGGAUUUAUGCCAACCUUAUAUGUACGCAAUUCUUUUGUGGUUUCACAUUUUAAAAAACUUAACCGAGCGAGUAAGUGUACCAAACGCGACGUUCCUAAAAACUUGUAUUUCUUAAUGACGAAACCUCUGUUAGUAGUCGUAGUUCUCGUGUGCCUUAAUGGGUACGUGUGGAGUGUAGCAUCGGCAAUGCCACAGCAGUCCUUCAAGUCGUUCUGGCUUGCAGACACAACGCUCAAUCAUGAGCCUGAUCACAGGAGUGACGCGUUGUGCGCUGGGCAAGCCGAUGGCUUCUACCCGAUUGAAGGCUGCACUGGGAAUUACUACGCAUGUAUCGAGCAGACCUACUACCCCCAGGUUUGCCCAAGCGGAGGCAUCUUUGAUCCGACUCUUCUUAAAUGUGUAUCCCCUGAUACAGCUUCAUGCUUAACCACCAUCCCUCCAACUACCACGACGACUAUAAAGCCUUUCAGCUGUCCAACUGAUGGCUACUAUCCAGUUGCCGCGUGCAGUUCUAGCUAUUACAUAUGCAUAGGCACUGAUGUUUAUCCACAGAUGUGCCCUGGAGGAGGUGUUUUUGAACCUUCAUUAUUGACCUGCGUCUCCGUGGAUACAGCGCCAUGCAGAGCCACAACAACGACGUCAACGACUACUACGACAACGACCACUACUCUGCCACCAUUUACCUGCACAGCUGAUGGAUUUUAUGAAAUUGCCCCUUGCAUGCAGACGUAUUACAUUUGCAUUGGGGGAGUUGAAUACCCAGAGACCUGUCCAGGAACUGGCAUUUUUGUGGGACCACCCACUUCAGCUUGCAAACGACCAGAAGACACUACCUGUUUUUUGACUACUGAACUUCCAACCCCCGAGACCCCAACCCCCGAGACCCCAACCGCCGAAACUCCGACCGCCGAGACCCCAACCGCCGAGACUCCGACCGCCGAGACUCCGACCGCCGAGACCCCGACCGCCGAGACUCCGACCGCCGAGACCCCGACCGCCGAGACUCCGACCGCCGAGACUCCGACCGCCGAGACUCCGACCGCCGAGACUCCGACCGCCGAGACUCCGACCGCCGAGACCCCAAAUCCAGCCUGUAUCUGUGAAAAUGGUACUAACACGUGUUACCAACCUUUACGCCCCGAUAUUUGUAUACAAGAUUAUUAUUCUUGCUUCAAUGGAUCAUUGUAUCCUCAGAGUUGUCCUUUCCCUAACGUUUUUGACCCCGUACUUGGUGGAUGCACAGGACCAAGUAACGCAUCGUGCUCUAAGACUACCACCAGCUUUGCCAUCGCCAUAGCUCGAAUAUGUUUCGAUUUGAUGAAGCAAGACACUAAUCUGGAUUCCAUCCCUAGCUCAUGAUAGCGAAGGGAAGUUUGAAUGAUGUGGUCGGCCUUCUGAAAUUCCGUUUUUUUACCAACAAUUUCGUUAGCAAUACAGUUUACAAGAUCGUUAUACAAUAUUUCAGGUUCAUAUAUUCUGGAAUAAAUCUUAGUAAUACAGCACGAAAA